AUGGGGCGGCGGUGGGGCCCAGCCUUGGCGGUGGGCGAGCAGGCGGGCUGCGUGGUGAUCGCCCGCGGCGCGGAGCGGCCCGGGGCCAAGGGCCCGUGGAGCUGCAGCGGGGUGCUGCUGAGCCGGCGCGCGGGACUCGUGCUGUGCCACGGGGGCAUCGUGGCGCCCUUCCUGCGCGCCGGCGCCUCGGCUCUGCAGCCGGGGGCCGGGCCGCCCUUCCUGGGAGCCGACGGCUGCCGCGACGACCUGCGGCUGCACGUGCAGUGGGGGCCGGGCCGCGGGCCGAGGGCACCGGCUGGGCUGCGGGGCACGCUGUGCACGCCGCCCUGUAGCGCCCAGCCGGCGCCCCGCGGCCCGGCCCGCGCCCGCCUGCUGCUGCUGGUCUCCUGCCCGGCCUUCCGCGCCAGCUUCGAGCGCCUCUUCGGCGGCGAGGCGGCCGAGCAGUGGCGCUUCGCGAGCGGCGGCCCCGAGCCGCCCGCGCCCCCGCAGGAGCCCGAGGCCGAAGCGGGCGCGUGGGCGGACGAGGGGCCGCUGCUGGCGGCGCUCGGCUGGUUCGCGCUGCUGAGCGUGGAGGGUCGCGCCGAGGCGGCUGGGGGCCCGCGGCUGUCGGUGGCCGCGGCCGCCUCCCUGCCCAAGGGCGCCCCGCUGCUCGCCUGCGGCUCCCCGUUCGGCGCCUUCUGCCCGGACAUCUUCCUCAACAGCCUGAGCCGCGGCGUGCUCAGCAACGCGGCCGGCCCGCUGCUCCUCACCGACGCGCGCUGCCUGCCCGGCACCGAGGGCGCCGGCGUCUUCUCGGCCGACGGCGAGCUCGUGGCGCUCGUGGCGGCGCCGCUCUGCUGGCGGGCCCGCGAGUGGGUGGGCCUGAGCCUGCUGUGCGCCGCCGACGCGCUCCUCCGCGCCGCAGCCCACGCGCUGGGCCGCCUGGGCCGCCCCGCCGACGCGCGCCUGCUGGCCGCGCUCCUGCCCCCCGAGGACGGGGAGGCCGCCAUCCCCAUCCCCCUCCCGGAACACGGGGCUGCGUGGGUCGCGGCCGUCCUGGUCGAGUGUGGGUCCGUGUGGGGCUCCGGAGUGGCGCUGGCCCCGCGCCUCGUGCUCACCUGCCGUCAUGUGGCCCCCCGCGAAGCCAAGAGGGUCCUGGUGCGCCCUGCCACCCCCAAGAGUUCUCCAGUCUGGGGGAAAGUGGUGUUUGCUACCCAGGACACAUCUCCAUAUGAUGUGGCGGUGGUGAAGCUGGAGGAAAACCUCAGCGGUGUCCCAUUUCCUGUCCUGGCCAGCCACUUCCAUGAAGGCGAGGAUGUGCAAGUGGUUGGUUUUGGGGCCUUUGGCCAGGCCUGCGGGCCCUCGGUGACCUCGGGGAUCCUGUCUGCUGUGGUGGAGGUGAAUAAUGCACCCGCGAUGCUGCAGACGACGUGUGCCGUGCAUGGGGGGUCCAGCGGGGGGCCUCUCUUCUCUGGCUCUGGGGAACUGCUUGGGAUUGUCACCAGCAACACUAGGGACAAUAGCACAGGGGCCACGUAUCCUCACCUGAACUUCAGCGUCCCCAUCACUGUGCUGGAGCCAGCCCUGGAUCAGUACAGGCGGACUGGGGACCUGCGCCGCCUCAGGGAGCUGGACCGACCUGGCGAGCAGGUCAGGGUGGUGUGGCGGCUGCAGAGGGUUCCGGCCGUGCCCCUCCGGAGCAAGCUCUGACCCCUCCAGAGGGCACUGCCUGUCAGGACGUUAAUGAUGGUGGCUCAGUGAUGCCAGGGCGGAAGCCUGGUGGAAUGAAUGGACACUGUCUCCCAGGCACAGAUUAUCUUGGAAGUUAUCAGCCACCUGUCUUCUCCUGCCUCUCAGGUGCUGGGUGCUCCCUGCAGUUCGGUUUGCCUCCGGGCACGUCUUUUUGACCCCUUUACAACAUUCCUGACAAGUGGUCAUCCAGCCUGAACCUGAAUGGUGAAUUCCCAGGGGGCACGAAGGUGUCCCUUUGUAGUAGCAGUAGUGGGGCAGCUCAGUCAGGAGGAAAAUAAUAAAAAUGGCCCCUGUUUGUAAAGUGCUUUCUUCACAACCACAUGGUGAGGUCGGGUGUAUACCCAUUUUACAGGCAAGGGAACUGAGGCCCAGGCAACUUAAGUACAGUACAGUAAUCUGGGAGGUAGGGGGGUGCAGAUCUCUCCAUUCUACAGUUGUGGAAACAAGCCCAGAGAGAUAGUGAGUUACUUGCCUGGUGUCACACAGACACAGGUAGUAGGUAGCACAGCUGAGACUCAAACCCAGGUCUUUGACCCCGAAAUUCAGUGCUCUAACCAGCCUCCUCUAUCCAGCCUUCUCUUAUGAACUGAAUGACCUUAGAGACAAGUGGGCAGGUGGGUGUGGAUUAUCGGUACUUCCAGCCCUGGCCAGCUGGGAGCUGCAGGGCCGGCUUCAGCACAGGCAGGUGGUCCCAAAAUUGGAAGGACCUGUUCUCAGUCCCUGCACUAGCAUCUCUGGGGAGUGGUCUUCCAGCCUCCCUCUACCUCCUCCACCCAGUGCUCCUGGUUCUGUCUGGGGCCCAGUAGAACAAGCUGCUCCUUCCUUGGGACGGCCCUUCUGAGACUGGGAGGCACUCAGGGUCCUCCCUGAGGCUUUUCUUUGCCAGACUCUGCUAGUACUUUCCUGUUGUAAUAGCAGAGAUUUAAAAAAAUUCCUUCCUUUAAAACAAUCCCCAUUAUCAGGGAGUGCAGAAAUUACCCCCGUUUGACAGGUGAGAAAAGCAAAGCUCGGAGAUGAGGAGUAUACCCGAAGACCUACCAGUCAUGGGGUCCUAGACAGCUGGAAGGAGCCACCGUGGAGGUGGUCUGCUCUCACCCUACUAUGCCUUUUAGAGGUGGGGGUGCCAGUGACUCCCCAGAUCCCACAGGCAGGGAGCUGCAGCCCGCAUCGUCUUUCCAUCCUACACGUGUCUCAGAUCCAUCCAUCGAUGGAGGGGUUGAGUACAUAGCACGUGCCUCGGAGCCUGCUAAGUGUUGGGACGAGUACAAGGAAGCCAAGCCGGUUCUCGUCCUCUGGGAGCUCACAUCAUCUCCCUGUUGCUCGUUGUUCCCCAGUCUGGAUAAAGGGUGAUGCUGUGCUUUUGGUGGGACAGCCUCUACCCUGCGUGCCUUGUGCAGACCUGGCCAAUGGACGGAGCUGGGCUGAGCAGAAGGGCAGCCAGGUGACGCUUAGGGCGGCGUGCAGCAUGCUGAAUGAUCCUGAGCCACUCUCGGACUCAGAAGUGCAGUUUUAAAACACAUCCUUCAUUAACGUACAUUUCCAUCCCAGAGAUUUAUUUCCCCACCACCGCCCUGCACCACCAGUGGCCAAUGGGAAAAAUCAAGCCCUUGAGUGACCAGUCUGCAGAGUCCCACGCGCUGUGGAUCCGCGGAGCUCCGGCAUCCUUGUACUUUCUCACCCUGUGGCUCUUGUACGAAUCACUCCCCUGCUUCCACUCCCUUCAUGAUGCAUCAGUCAUCCAGACUAACCCCUUUGGCCACUUCUUAAUGGAGCAGUACCAUUCCAUCUCAUCCAGAGACCAUUCCCCAGUUGAUGGGCUUCUUAGUUUCCAGUUCUUUGCCACCACAAAGAUGCUGUAAAGAUUUUUUGUACCUAGGGGUCUUUUUCCUCUUUAAAGUCUAGGGUGUUGACUUGGUAAUAAUAGCUCGAGUUUAUGUAACACUUUAAA
Vombatus ursinus (common wombat) is the source of this 3679-nucleotide messenger RNA. RefSeq names its product trypsin domain containing 1 (gene TYSND1). Gene Ontology annotation, biological process: regulation of fatty acid beta-oxidation; protein processing. Gene Ontology annotation, molecular function: serine-type endopeptidase activity. Gene Ontology annotation, cellular component: peroxisome. NCBI's taxonomy places the organism in Eukaryota, Metazoa, Chordata, Mammalia, Diprotodontia, Vombatidae. The coding region runs from base 1 to 1689 and encodes 562 amino acids. The transcript has 4 exons. The record is from RefSeq and is a predicted model, not a curated record.